This is a messenger RNA of Aspergillus thermomutatus, 432 nucleotides long. RefSeq lists its product as uncharacterized. The transcript has a single exon. Bases 1 to 432 code for a protein of 143 amino acids. The record is from RefSeq and is a predicted model, not a curated record. NCBI's taxonomy places the organism in Eukaryota, Fungi, Ascomycota, Eurotiomycetes, Eurotiales, Aspergillaceae.
AUGGCUACCAAUCAAUCCGCCCAGUCCCAGCCAACCGAGCCACCCCCCGAACCCACCAGCGACAACGUCCCCUGGGUCCACGUCCUCUUCGACGUCAAAACAGGUCCCAAAAAGCUAACCCCCAUCCUCCUCGAGAGCCUCCACCACAAGAUCUACCACCGGGACGUAAAGAUCUACCCCUCCUUCGAGGCCAUGAAGAACGCGGGCGCCGUCAAGCGCGGCAACGUGGUCCUGUUCCUGAAACCGGAGGGAAUGAACGAGGACCAGAUCGUGAUGGCGACGCGCACAAAGAUCCAGCAGCUUAGUGUGGACUGGGACAAGAAUGAGCUGGCCGGUGAGGGGCUCUGCCUGGUUAUCGAGGAUAGAACCUGGAGUUUUGGAUGGAGCCUCAUGCCCUACCAUGCUUGGAAGGCGCAGGCGAAGCGGCGCUGA